Symbiodinium sp. CCMP2592 is the source of this 15513-nucleotide messenger RNA. Lineage: Eukaryota; Dinophyceae; Suessiales; Symbiodiniaceae. The record is from the annotation of a GenBank genome assembly.
AUGGGUGGUAACGUGCAAGUGCAAGGGAUCUUGGGUCAGGAUACCAGUGACGUGAUUGCCUCUGCCUGUGCAAGCACUCUUGUGACAAAGGACCAGGACUCUGCUGCUGCCUCGCGCUCCUGCCUGCCUGAGGGCUGCUCGGGCCCCACUGGCCUAAGGUUUGGAGGCGGCAACCCGUUUGAGGGCAUGAUGGCCAGCAUCACGGAACAGCUUAUGCCCAUGAUCACUGCGCUCAUUCAGAAAGCUGUGCAGGAAGCCAUUGCAAAUGCAAUGGGAGGUGCCCCGGCAACCCGUCCCCGUGUUGUGCUGCAGGAACCGGACCUGGAGCGAGGGCCCAAACGCCAUAAGCCUGACCCUAACCCCAGCAACAAGCGAAAAAACCAUGAGUCGAGCCGCCAUCCUUCGUCUCGUGAGCCGGGCGAGGGCAAAGCAGCUGGUGGCAGAGGUGGUCAGCCUGGUGCUGCAAAGGGCUCGGCCAAGGGUGCUGCUAAAGGCAGUGCAGAGGCGUCCCCACCCAAGUCUGGACCUAAGGGCAAAGGGCAGGGCGACCGGCCUCCUCGUGAUGCUGAGGGCUGGACCAAGGUUCAGCGUGCUCCCCCGCAGGGCCCCUUCCAGCUCCGAAGGCAGGAUUGGAGCGCGCAGUUGUUGUCGCAGGAUGGCAUUGCCAAAGCAUUGGACGAACUUAAACCGGGUUCUACUCUGGAAGCUGUCAUUCUUGUCGAGCCCUCGGCGCUGCCGAGAAUUCGCACCAUGCUUGCAGGCACCAGCAAAUCCCAUAAAAUCACCCUUGUAACCUUGGACGCAAAUGGUCCUCACAAGGUCCCGGGAUGUGUGGGAGAUCUCCUCCGUUUUCGACGAGCCUCGAUUGCACAUUGCAAAUCUGACCCUGCUGAUGGUGGUGUCCCUUGCUUUGCGGGGCACAAGGCCAAGGCCGUUAAAGUUGUUCCUGCGUCCACUUCGGUCGUCUACUUUAAGGUGCCUGAGAUGUACAUGACGCCUGAUAAAUUCAAGCAUUGGAAGAACAACCCGAGUCGUGCUGCUUCUUCUUGGGCAAGCUCUCACCAAAUCACUUUGAGUGACACGUGGGGUUGGGUCGAGGAGCAGCAGGCUGGCAAGCAAGGACUGCAGUUGUUUGGCAUUGCUCGCCUCCUGGACUCCGAGUUGUCUUCUCUCGUUGCUGUCAGUGGCCGGGAUGGAGUUUUUGUUGAUGUGCCGCGCGGCAAGCUUGUCUCCACUGUGCAGUGGCUUGCUGUUACCAAGGGGGAAGCUCCGACUGCGUACCUUGAACGCGGCCUCCGCAUGAGUGCUCCUUAUGGCCUUGCCACCCAGGGCGGACGCAUUGGCGCCAGAUCGCCUAGGGAUCCCUCACAGGCUGUCCCGCGUGUUUGGAAUUUCCCUCAUGUGCCGGCUAGCUGGGGACAGAAGGAAGUGCUGCAGGUGCUGGACCAAUCCUUCAAGGAUGUGGCUUUGAUUCAGCAUAAGCGCACUGGCGCUGAGUACUUGUAUCGCUUCAGAGCUACGCUUAAACACGGCGAUCUUGAUCUGGUUCCUUUGAGUGCUAUCGUCGAGAGCGAGCCGGGGAAGGACAAUGAAAUCACGCUGUGGGCCACGGUUGCACCCUACAAGCCUAAGCAAGCUAAGCAGCGACCUCUGCGAUGUGCGCCGACUCCCUGUCUUGCCAAGGAGAAGCCUGCAUUGGAGCCCCAAUCCGUUAAAAUUCAGGUCCCCGCUGAACUCGAUGAUGACGGUAAGAAGGUGUCCCCUGCCAAACAUGUUGCGGCUUCGCAUCGGCAAAUCCCCUCGGGGUGUGAUCUCAUUGAGACUCCGAAAGACGGAGCCUGUUUGUUUCACGCCAUAGCGCGUGGCCUCCACUGGCUUUCGGGCCCUAAGAAAACCGAGCACUCCCACAGGGACUUGAGGGCGCGCUGUGUCGAGCACUUGCGAAAAUAUGCCUCGCAAUAUAUAGGGGAAUGGGACGGCCACGGGCCGGCUUUACAAAAAUUGCGCGAAAAUGCCGCAUCUCCGGAGGACGCCUUUGAGGAAUACCUCAAGUUAAUUGCUUCGGAAUCUGCAUACGCCUCUACCAUCGAGCUGAAGGCUCUCGGACGCUUAUUUGAUUGCCACAUCCUUGUGAUCCCACGCGAUGGGAAUUUUAGUGCGAUGUCGUUUCAUGCGCAGCAGCGCAAAAGGAGGCUGGUGUUAUGGUACACACCUCGGCACAUCGAGCUUCUUUUGCCCGCUAAGGAUGCUAAAGACUACCCUGAGGAGGUUUUUUCCGUUACGAGUGGUGCUGUCGUUGACUUGAGGGCUGGAGGGGAUGAUGCUUCCCAGUGCUCUGGUACUGUUUGGACUGCUUGCGCCCGAUCAAACCGAUCCAAGGCCAGCCGAUCAUCUUCUGUGAAGGCGGGCACUGUGUGGACUGCCACCAACGCGUCGAGCAGAAAGGCCGCUACUUCUCUUAAGCGCGCUCGCGGUGCUGCUGCGACGGUCUGGUCCCGAGCCGUCUCUUCUGGUGCUUCCGUGCAUUCUCAAAUGCCUGCCUUGCCGGAGCGGGACGAUGAUGAUGCCCCGCAACCUGAGCGGUUGCAUCAUGCCAGCCGGGCCCUGCCUCAGUCUGCCCUUGUGAUGGCCCGUCGUAAUCGCGGCCGUGCCUUCCCUGAUGGAGUUGCCAAAUGCAGGCUUUGCCCCUUUCGCCGCAAGUGUGCUGAUCCUGUGAAGGCCUAUGCGGCCUAUCAGCGGCACUUCUUGGAUUCGCAUCCGGGGGAGAAGCUUGGGCUCGCUCCUGCCCGCCAGGCUUCCUGUGUUCGUGACCUCGCUGAUGGCGAGGAGGCGUACUGGAGAUGUAAACGGUGCCAGGCAGGCAUCUCGACUGCUGAUGCGGCCCGCUUUGGCAAGGACUCUUUGUGGCGCUUUCGCCGGGAGCAUAAAACAAAGGCCCACCCGCGCGUCUCUUGGGCUGUGUGGAACAAGGAAGCGAAAUCACACUCGGCCACCAAAUGGGCCUCAAAGAUCAGUGUCACUCGCAACAAUGCCCAGAAGGCUAAGCUCCUGCCGGUGCUGCGCGAGCUGGAGGCUCAGGACUUUGAUGCCUUCGGGUGGCCGCGCCAGGCCGGGAAGGACACCAAUACUGUUGAUAAGUAUCCCUUGCGCAUAUGCCCGGCUUGGGUGUGCCGCAAAUGCCGAGCGCCGUGCCCCUCUGCAGAGAUCGCUAGGAAACAUCGGUCGGUCAAGGGACAGUGCCCUUCUCGCACUGCUAAGGCGAGGGCGUGGAUUCGGUUGCGCUCCCUUGCUGCCAAUAAGAAGCUUCAUGAUGCUGCUCCUGCCUCUGUUCGCAAAGAGCAAGGCGAGCUCGCCUUCGCUGCUGCUGAAGAGGCAUUGCGAGUCAAUGUUCCUGAAACGGCUGGCAUCGGCUAUCGCAGCCAGUGGAAAGCGCAUGGCCGGCAUGUUGCUCUGAGCGCUCCUGAGGAUCUCGGCAGCCGGGUUGCUUUGGUCAGCGAUUUUCCUUUUCGGCACGUCCAGCUGUGUAAGGGUCCUGCUUCCACCAGGCACGUGGCGGGGCUCUUCAAUUUGCGAUCCCUCCCUGAGGAUGAUUCUUCGCUCCCUGCGAGCUCCCGGAGUGCCACUGAUGAAACCAUCCUGGUGGUGGCCUUUUAUGGCCAGGCCGGCAACGAGCCAGUUGCCCAGACACAAGUGGAUGAGGUUUUGGCGUGCCGCUUAGGAUCGCUAAUUUCGCAAGGCACCGUGCUUGCUGGUGAUGAAUGUGCGCGUGGCCGGCCCCUUCCUGCCACGGGCCCGGUCAAUGCCCAAGGAGUGCGCUCUCGUCGCAUUGAUUUUGCUGUUAAUCAUCGGGACUUGCCUGCGGUUUCUGUGGAUCACUUUACGUGCGAUUUUUCGGACCACUUGGGGGUACACUACUCGUAUGCCCUCGAUGCUCCUUGCCCCUUGGUUGGGCCCAAGCGAUGUAAGCCUCGUGAUGAUCUCCAGUCUUCUGACUUGGAGUCCAGAUGUGCCCAAAUUGAUGCUGGCCCUUUUGCGAGCGCCUUGGAACAGAAUGAUUUGGACGGGGCUUGGCGCUUCUUGUCGGACACCGCUGAGCUUCUGCUGUGUGAGCCGUGCUCUGCAGAGUGCGUUCCUCGUGCGUCUUCCUGGGAGCCUGUCGCCCACAGUGCCGCGGGACGGGCUGGCAAGCAGCUUGUGAAGUCGGAGAGCCUGCGCCUUUUGCUGCGACUCCGUGCGAGGCUUCAGGUUCUUUCCCACCGGACGAACGAUGAUUUGCUGGUGGCGCGUAUCAGGCGCUCACUCCGGUCCACGCGCUUGAAGGUGCCCAGCCUGCCUUAUGCCCGUGAUGGCGAUGAGCUCUCUCUUCUUCCACAUGUUGCACAGCUCAUCGAGACUUUCACGCAGCAGGAGGAGGAGGCAAGAAAGCAAAUGUGGCGCACCAGGACGCGUGCUGACCUGCCUCGUGCCCGGUCUUUUGUCAAGCGGCGCGCUGAUGAGCAACUUGCUUGGGAGCGUCAGCUUCCGGAUGUUGCCAGUCCGGGCGACCCUGCACAUCCGGCGGUCGCGGUUGCAGCUGUGGCGAAGGACCUGCGUGCGAAGCUUUGUCCCGCGUCCUUUCGGGCGGUUGACAUGCAAGCCAUGCGUGACCUGUUGCGGCCCUUGCCGCGCCCCGCUAGCUUGGAGGUCGUGCCUAACAUCACGCCGGAGGCUCUCCGACGAUCAAUGCAGUCCAUGCGGCACCGUGCUGCCGGGCCGGAUGCGUGGAAACCUGGGCUGCUUUGUUCCAUGCCUGAUCUUUGGUGGGUGUGGACCUCCCAGCUGUGGAAUCGGUGCAUUGCUUGUUGUGACGUCCCCGCCCAGUGGGCGCAGGCACGUGUGGUGAUGAUUAAGAAAAUCAAGGGGGGCUUCAGGCCGUUAACCGUCUCUCAAGCUGUCUGGCGUGCGGGAGCAAGGAUUCUGAAUGCCCAACUCUCCGACUGGAUAGGUUCUUGGAGGUCUCCGUCGGAUGCCGGUGGCAUCCCGGGCACGUCGGUGUCGGGUGCCCUGCUUCAGCUGAAUGCUGCAAUGCGCGGUGGCGCUAAUGUUGCGGUACAACAGGACAUUGCGGGGUUCUUUGAUGCCAUCCAGUUUGAAGCCCUUGAGGUCCUCCUUUCUCAUCUGAAAGCGCCGCCUUUUCUUUGGCCACUGCUGAAGGCCUUUUACACGCGAGCUUCGCGCAUCGUCCAAUUUGAUGGUGCAUACAGUGAUGCCUGGUUUAAGCCCCGCUUGGGUAUAGCUCAGGGUUGUCCCUUAAGUCCCACCCUUGCUGCCGCUUUCAGCCACCUUUGGACCUUGGCUGUGUUGAGGCAAGGGGUUUCAGGCCUGGUCUACUUGGACGACCGUUCCUUCUGGACUUUCUCUGCGGAUCUUGGCGACCUGGAGCAUGCGAUUCGGCGCUCCGACCGAUUCGAUGCCACUUGUGGUCUUGAAAUAUCCCUGCCAAAGUGUGCGAUCGUGGCGCCAGAGGGUCAUGUCGAGGCUCCUGCUCUGGCUGCCCGAUUAAACUAUCAGUUUUCGCAAACUCUUGAAGUUUUAGGUGUCACUGUUUCCUUUAAUGAUGAAUGGGGCUUGCUGAAAUUUUCCUUGAGAAAAGCUUUGCUGCGCAUGGACCUUUUGCGCUGGGUGACCGCUUGCAGUCGACUGCGGGCCCUCAUGCUGAAAUCGCUUGUUUACCCGUGUUUGGUGUGGGCCGCUGCCUACGCUACGCCGCUGGCAGGCGAGAUAAAGCAAGUUAGAGAUGCUGCGAUUCGAGUUUUUGACUGUCAAUUUUCCUUUGAAGCCCCGCGUGUCCUGAUCUUCGAACAUGUGGGGUGGAUGCUGGAGCCACAGUGUGCUGCUGACUCUGCUGUGCUCCGCGAGGCCUGGCGCCUCCUCUGCAAGCCUCCGGCCUUUGCUCUGGAGCAGCCGCGUGACGCCCGGGGCCAGCGCUGGGAUCAGCUGUUGCCUGCUGCGCCUGGCCUCCUUCGCAAAUUGGGGUGGAGCGUGGUUGAACGCCCUGACGGCUUCUUCUUCGCCUGCCGCGAUGACUUAGGGAUCUCUCGUGAGGUGCAGGUCGGAUGGGAGAGCUUCGCUGAGGUUAAGGGCUGGCUGUUUGACCACUACCGGCACCUUUACAUGCAGAGAUGCCAGCGCGUCUGGCGGAGCUUUCAUAGGCCGGACCCGAGCCUUGCACGCGGCCUGGAUCUUGCGCUCCGACGGGACCAUCCCCCGCCGACGACGCGAGCGGAGGAGCGCAUGUUUGCAAAGUCGACUCCCUUGAAGCCUCCGGCGCCUGCCUCCUCUGACUGUGGGGCUUUUCGGGCGGACUUAGAUGCUGCUUUCCGUGCUGCACUCGGCUCGGGCAGGAGCAGGAUUUAUGCGGCUACUGAUGGCUCCAGCCAUCUAUCUGUUGGUGCUUAUGCGGUGGUGAUCGGCGAUCCGUCUUGUGUCUAUGCCAUGGGCACUGGGGCAGAGGAUCAAUCCCCGUAUCGGCAAGAAGUUCUGGCCCUCCACGCGGCCUUUGCUUCGGUCCACCGGGUGUGGAGUGAGGGCUGUGCGCCGUGCCUCUUUAUCUUGACCGACUGCAAAGCUGCCCUUACGGCCAUCUCGGGGCAAGGUGAUGAUCCAUUCACGUUGGGUCUCUUGCUGAGGGACGUGCGCCGUCUCUGGAAGGAGCUGGAGAGGCCUUCGCCGGAUCACGAUGCGGAUGUGCUCCGCGCCUUUAACCAUGCUGCAGAUCAGGCGGCUCGGGAUUGGGAGCUUGCCACCAUCCGGAUCGCGGCAGCUGCUGCCGAGAAGCUGGAUAAACAUGUGAAAAGCGUUCCUCUCGAUGAUGCUGAGCCGGAAGGGGAGGUUUCAUGUCAGACGGACUUCGGCUUCCUGACUUCCCUCCCAUUCAACGUGUUGCGGGAUGUUUCACCCGACCCGCGAGGACCUCGGACAGCAGCUGAGCGGUCUUCUCGAAGUCGCUCAGCCCCCAGACCACCGGAAAUUCUGGAGUUUUGGGCUCAAGUGGGGAGGGGCUCCGCGUGCCUUGAGCUGGUUAACCUGUACUUUCCCGAGUGCAGGGCUGACACUUCCCACACGUGCCUUCGGGCCAUGGCUCCUUCUUCUGGAGGCCUUGAUUGUGGGUGCUACCUACACUUACGGCGAUCUUUGAAGCGAAUGCAUUGUGCUUUGAGUGAUGGUGCUUCUUUGUUGGGAAAAGAAGUGAAUGGGAAAGAAAAGAGCUGCUUCGGCAGCUGGGGCAAAGCGUCUGGCAAUGACCGAGAUGCGCAACCGUGGGUGGCUCAGCGCCUGCAAAUGCUGAGCGCUUUCAUUGUUCGAGCACGUGGUUUUCAGCUUCAGCUGUUCCAGAAGGAUUUUGAUUUCUUGGCUCAACGUGGUGUGCCGAGAACUAUGGUGUGGAGCGCAGUAGGGGCCUUUGGCUUGUGGUCAGGGGCUUCAGUGGGGGCCAGCUCAGAUGGCACCAGUGGGGGCAGCAACUCUGCUGCCGUGGCAGAUCCUUGGCAGUCGGGGAUCGGUCUUGCAUCUGCCGAGGAUGAUUCUCAGGUGCAGCUCUCGAUGGGUGUUUGUCGAGAGGAUGCCCUUGCUAUUGCUGGGGCUAAAUGCCCUGCUCAGGGGCUCCCUUUGGCGAGUGAGCUUUGUGUGCAUGCUUCUGACACGCAGGCAAGUGCAACAUUUGGGCUUCACAUGAUUGAGGACACUUUCUCUGAGGAGUUUCUUUACUACGUGCCGCAGGCAAGUGCAGCAUUUGGGCUCCACUUGAUUGAGGACACUUUCUCUGAGGAAUUUCUUUACUACGCGCCGCAGCAGCAGCUUCUUCCCUCAGCGUCUGGUCUGGACCUUGGUGCUGGGCCAUGUGGGACGUCGACUUGCGCUGCUGAGAACCCCGUGUGUGACAUUCAAGAAAUCAACAAGACCCGUGAAAGGGCAAAGAGCCUGAGAGGCCUAGCUAGUGAUGAUUGUGAGUGUCAAGAAAUCAACAAGACCCGCGAAAGGGCAAAGACGAAGAGCCUUUAUGGCCGUGUUCUUAGUGUUCUGUGGGAGCUCAGCGCAAUCAAGACCCGCAAAAGGCCAAAGAUUGUGGUGGGUGUAAUCCGGGUUUGGAGUUUUUGCCAGGAGGAGGUGGGGACCGUGCUGAGUGUGGUGCUGAACGCCUUCAACAGGGUGCCUGCGACGCGCAGAGCGGGACCGCUGCAAACUCAGAGCGAUCUUGACGGUGUGCAACUGCAGGGGAUGGGUGGUAACGUGCAAGUGCAAGGGAUCUUGGGUCAGGAUACCAGUGACGUGAUUGCCUCUGCCUGUGCAAGCACUCUUGUGACAAAGGACCAGGACUCUGCUGCUGCCUCGCGCUCCUGCCUGCCUGAGGGCUGCUCGGGCCCCACUGGCCUAAGGUUUGGAGGCGGCAACCCGUUUGAGGGCAUGAUGGCCAGCAUCACGGAACAGCUUAUGCCCAUGAUCACUGCGCUCAUUCAGAAAGCUGUGCAGGAAGCCAUUGCAAAUGCAAUGGGAGGUGCCCCGGCAACCCCUCCCCGUGUUGUGCUGCAGGAACCGGACCUGGAGCGAGGGCCCAAACGCCAUAAGCCUGACCCUAACCCCAGCAACAAGCGAAAAAACCAUGAGUCGAGCCGCCAUCCUUCGUCUCGUGAGCCGGGCGAGGGCAAAGCAGCUGGUGGCAGAGGUGGUCAGCCUGGUGCUGCAAAGGGCUCGGCCAAGGGUGCUGCUAAAGGCAGUGCAGAGGCGUCCCCACCCAAGUCUGGACCUAAGGGCAAGGGGCAGGGCGACCGGCCUCCUCGUGAUGCUGAGGGCUGGACCAAGGUUCAGCGUGCUCCCCCGCAGGGCCCCUUCCAGCUCCGAAGGCAGGAUUGGAGCGCGCAGUUGUUGUCGCAGGAUGGCAUUGCCAAAGCAUUGGACGAACUUAAACCGGGUUCUACUCUGGAAGCUGUCAUUCUUGUCGAGCCCUCGGCGCUGCCGAGAAUUCGCACCAUGCUUGCAGGCACCAGCAAAUCCCAUAAAAUCACCCUUGUAACCUUGGACGCAAAUGGUCCUCACAAGGUCCCGGGAUGUGUGGGAGAUCUCCUCCGUUUUCGACGAGCCUCGAUUGCACAUUGCAAAUCUGACCCUGCUGAUGGUGGUGUCCCUUGCUUUGCGGGGCACAAGGCCAAGGCCGUUAAAGUUGUUCCUGCGUCCACUUCGGUCGUCUACUUUAAGGUGCCUGAGAUGUACAUGACGCCUGAUAAAUUCAAGCAUUGGAAGAACAACCCGAGUCGUGCUGCUUCUUCUUGGGCAAGCUCUCACCAAAUCACUUUGAGUGACACGUGGGGUUGGGUCGAGGAGCAGCAGGCUGGCAAGCAAGGACUGCAGUUGUUUGGCAUUGCUCGCCUCCUGGACUCCGAGUUGUCUUCUCUCGUUGCUGUCAGUGGCCGGGAUGGAGUUUUUGUUGAUGUGCCGCGCGGCAAGCUUGUCUCCACUGUGCAGUGGCUUGCUGUUACCAAGGGGGAAGCUCCGACUGCGUACCUUGAACGCGGCCUCCGCAUGAGUGCUCCUUAUGGCCUUGCCACCCAGGGCGGACGCAUUGGCGCCAGAUCGCCUAGGGAUCCCUCACAGGCUGUCCCGCGUGUUUGGAAUUUCCCUCAUGUGCCGGCUAGCUGGGGACAGAAGGAAGUGCUGCAGGUGCUGGACCAAUCCUUCAAGGAUGUGGCUUUGAUUCAGCAUAAGCGCACUGGCGCUGAGUACUUGUAUCGCUUCAGAGCUACGCUUAAACACGGCGAUCUUGAUCUGGUUCCUUUGAGUGCUAUCGUCGAGAGCGAGCCGGGGAAGGACAAUGAAAUCACGCUGUGGGCCACGGUUGCACCCUACAAGCCUAAGCAAGCUAAGCAGCGACCUCUGCGAUGUGCGCCGACUCCCUGUCUUGCCAAGGAGAAGCCUGCGUUGGAGCCCCAAUCCGUUAAAAUUCAGGUCCCCGCUGAACUGGAUGAUGACGGUAAGGAGGUGUCCCCUGCCAAACAUGUUGCGGCUUCGCAUCGGCAAAUCCCCUCGGGGUGUGAUCUCAUUGAGACUCCGAAAGACGGAGCCUGUUUGUUUCACGCCAUAGCGCGUGGCCUCCACUGGCUUUCGGGCCCUAAGAAAACCGAGCACUCCCACAGGGACUUGAGGGCGCGCUGUGUCGAGCACUUGCGAAAAUAUGCCUCGCAAUAUAUAGGGGAAUGGGACGGCCACGGGCCGGCUUUACAAAAAUUGCGCGAAAAUGCCGCAUCUCCGGAGGACGCCUUUGAGGAAUACCUCAAGUUAAUUGCUUCGGAAUCUGCAUACGCCUCUACCAUCGAGCUGAAGGCUCUCGGACGCUUAUUUGAUUGCCACAUCCUUGUGAUCCCACGCGAUGGGAAUUUUAGUGCGAUGUCGUUUCAUGCGCAGCAGCGCAAAAGGAGGCUGGUGUUAUGGUACACACCUCGGCACAUCGAGCUUCUUUUGCCCGCUAAGGAUGCUAAAGACUACCCUGAGGAGGUUUUUUCCGUUACGAGUGGUGCUGUCGUUGACUUGAGGGCUGGAGGGGAUGAUGCUUCCCAGUGCUCUGGUACUGUUUGGACUGCUUGCGCCCGAUCAAACCGAUCCAAGGCCAGCCGAUCAUCUUCUGUGAAGGCGGGCACUGUGUGGACUGCCACCAACGCGUCGAGCAGAAAGGCCGCUACGCAAUCCCGGCAUGUUGCUUCAGUUCCGAGUUCGCAAAGGGGCGAUUGUUUUGCUGUCCCCCGGUCUGGUUCCAGUUCUCUUAAGCGCGCUCGCGGUGCUGCUGCGACGGUCUGGUCCCGAGCCGUCUCUUCUGGUGCUUCCGUGCAUUCUCAAAUGCCUGCCUUGCCGGAGUGGGACGAUGAUGAUGCCCCGCAACCUGAGCGGUUGCAUCAUGCCAGCCGGGCCCUGCCUCAGUCUGCCCUUGUGAUGGCCCGUCGUAAUCGCGGCCGUGCCUUCCCUGAUGGAGUUGCCAAAUGCAGGCUUUGCCCCUUUCGCCGCAAGUGUGCUGAUCCUGUGAAGGCCUAUGCGGCCUAUCAGCGGCACUUCUUGGAUUCGCAUCCGGGGGAGAAGCUUGGGCUCGCUCCUGCCCGCCAGGCUUCCUGUGUUCGUGACCUCGCUGAUGGCGAGGAGGCGUACUGGAGAUGUAAACGGUGCCAGGCAGGCAUCUCGACUGCUGAUGCGGCCCGCUUUGGCAAGGACUCUUUGUGGCGCUUUCGCCGGGAGCAUAAAACAAAGGCCCACCCGCGCGUCUCUUGGGCUGUGUGGAACAAGGAAGCGAAAUCACACUCGGCCACCAAAUGGGCCUCAAAGAUCAGUGUCACUCGCAACAAUGCCCAGAAGGCUAAGCUCCUGCCGGUGCUGCGCGAGCUGGAGGCUCAGGACUUUUAUGCCUUCGGGUGGCCGCGCCAGGCCGGGAAGGACACCAAUACUGUUGAUAAGUAUCCCUUGCGCAUAUGCCCGGCUUGGGUGUGCCGCAAAUGCCGAGCGCCGUGCCCCUCUGCAGAGAUCGCUAGGAAGCAUCGUUCGGUCAAGGGACAGUGCCCUUCUCGCACUGCUAAGGCGAGGGCGUGGAUUCGGUUGCGCUCCCUUGCUGCCAAUAAGAAGCUUCAUGAUGCUGCUCCUGCCUCUGUUCGCAAAGAGCAAGGCGAGCUCGCCUUCGCUGCUGCUGAAAAGGUCAAUGUUCCUGAAACGGCUGGCAUCGGCUAUCGCAACCAGUGGAAAGCGCAUGGCCGGCAUGUUGCUCUGAGCGCUCCUGAGGAUCUCGGCAGCCGGGUUGCUUUGGUCAGCGAUUUUCCUUUUCGGCACGUCCAGUUGUGUAAGGGUCCUGCUUCCACCAGGCACGUGGCGGGGCUCUUUAAUUUGCGAUCCCUCCCUGAGGAUGAUUCUUCGCUCCCUGCGAGCUCCCGGAGUGCCACUGAUGAAACCAUCCUGGUGGUGGCCUUUUAUGGCCAGGCCGGCAACGAGCCAGUUGCCCAGACACAAGUGGAUGAGGUUUUGGCGUGUGCGGUUACCUCGGGUUAUAGGUUUGUGGUUUUGGGCGACUACAACCUUGAGCCUUCCCAAGGCCGCUUAGGAUCGCUAAUUUCGCAAGGCAUCGUGCUUGCUGGUGAUGAAUGUGCGCGUGGCCGGCCCCUUCCUGCCACGGGCCCGGUCAAUGCCCAAGGAGUGCGCUCUCGUCGCAUUGACUUUGCUGUUAAUCAUCGUGACUUGCCUGCGGUUUCUGUGGAUCACUUUACGCGCGAUUUUUCGGACCACUUGGGGGUGCACUACUCGUAUGCCCUCGAUGCUCCUUGCCCCUUGGUAGGGCCCAAGCGAUGUAAGCCUCGUGAUGAUCUCCAGUCUUCUGACUUGGAGUCCAGAUGUGCUCAAAUUGAUGCUGGGCCUUUUGCGAGCGCCUUGGAACAGAAUGAUUUGGACGGGGCUUGGCGCUUCUUGUCGGACACCGCUGAGCUUCUGCUGUGUGAGCCGUGCUCUGCAGAGUGCGUUCCUCGUGCGUCUUCCUGGGAGCCUGUCGCCCACAGCGCCGCGGGACGGGCUGGCAAGCAGCUUGUGAAGUCGGAGAGCCUGCGCCUUUUGCUGCGACUCCGUGCGAGGCUUCAGGUUCUUUCCCACCGGACGAACGAUGCUUUGCUGGUGGCGCGUAUCAGGCGCUCACUCCGGUCCACGCGCUUGAAGGUGCCCAGCCUGCCUUAUGCCCGUGAUGGCGAUGAGCUCUCUCUUCUUCCACAUGUUGCACAGCUCAUCGAGACUUUCACGCAGCAGGAGGAGGAGGCAAGAAAGCAAAUGUGGCGCACCAGGACGCGUGCUGACCUGCCUCGUGCCCGGUCUUUUGUCAAGCGGCGCGCUGAUGAGCAACUUGCUUGGGAGCGUCAGCUUCCGGAUGUUGCCAGUCCGGGCGACCCUGCACAUCCGGCGGUCGCGGUUGCAGCUGUGGCGAAGGACCUGCGUGCGAAGCUCUGUCCCGCGUCCUUUCGGGCGGUUGACAUGCAAGCCAUGCGUGACCUGUUGCGGCCCUUGCCGCGCCCCGCAAGCUUGGAGGUCGUGCCUAACAUCACGCCGGAGGCUCUCCGACGAUCAAUGCAGUCCAUGCGGCACCGUGCUGCUGGGCCGGAUGCGUGGAAACCUGGGCUGCUUUGUUCCAUGCCUGAUCUUUGGUGGGUGUGGACCUCCCAGCUGUGGAAUCGGUGCCUUGCUUGUUGUGACGUCCCCGCCCAGUGGGCGCAGGCACGUGUGGUGAUGAUUAAGAAAAUCAAGGGGGGCUUCAGGCCGUUAACCGUCUCUCAAGCUGUCUGGCGUGCGGGAGCAAGGAUUUUGAAUGCCCAACUUUCCGACUGGAUAGGUUCUUGGAGGUCUCCGUCGGAUGCCGGUGGCAUCCCGGGCACGUCGGUGUCGGGUGCCCUGCUUCAGCUGAAUGCUGCAAUGCGCGGUGGCGCUAAUGUUGCGGUACAACAGGACAUUGCGGGUUUCUUUGAUGCCAUCCAGUUUGAAGCCCUUGAGGUCCUCCUUUCUCAUCUGAAAGCGCCGCCUUUUCUUUGGCCACUGCUGAAGGCCUUUUACACGCGAGCUUCGCGCAUCGUCCAAUUUGAUGGUGCAUACAGUGAUGCCUGGUUUAAGCCCCGCUUGGGUAUAGCUCAGGGUUGUCCCUUAAGUCCCACCCUUGCUGCCGCAUUUAGCCACCUUUGGACCUUGGCUGUGUUGAGGCAAGGGGUUUCAGGCCUGGUCUACUUGGACGACCGUUCCUUCUGGACUUUCUCUGCGGAUCUUGGCGACCUGGAGCAUGCGAUUCGGCGCUCCGACCGAUUCGAUGCCACUUGUGGUCUUGAAAUAUCCCUGCCAAAGUGUGCGAUCGUGGCGCCAGAGGGUCAUGUCGAGGCUCCUGCUCUGGCUGCCCGAUUAAACUAUCAGUUUUCGCAAACCCUUGAAGUUUUAGGUGUCACUGUUUCCUUUAAUGAUGAAUGGGGCUUGCUGAAAUUUUCCUUGAGAAAAGCUUUGCUGCGCAUGGACCUUUUGCGCUGGGUGACCGCUUGCAGUCGACUGCGGGCCCUCAUGCUGAAAUCGCUUGUUUACCCGUGUUUGGUGUGGGCCGCUGCCUACGCUACGCCGCUGGCAGGCGAGAUGAAGCAAGUUAGAGAUGCUGCGAUUCGAGUUUUUGACUGUCAAUUUUCCUUUGAAGCCCCGCGUGUCCUGAUCUUCGAACAUGUGGGGUGGAUGCUGGAGCCACAGUGUGCUGCUGACUCUGCUGUGCUCCGCGAGGCCUGGCGCCUCCUCUGCAAGCCUCCGGCCUUUGCUCUGGAGCAGCCGCGUGACGCCCGGGGCCAGCGCUGGGAUCAGCUGUUGCCUGCUGCGCCUGGCCUCCUUCGCAAAUUGGGGUGGAGCGUGGUUGAACGCCCUGACGGCUUCUUCUUCGCCUGCCGCGAUGGCGAUGACUUAGGGAUCUCUCGUGAGGUGCAGGUCGGAUGGGAGAGCUUCGCUGAGGUUAAGGGCUGGCUGUUUGACCACUACCGGCACCUUUACAUGCAGAGAUGCCAGGGCGUCUGGCGGAGCUUUCAUAGGCCGGACCCGAGCCUUGCACGCGGCCUGGAUCUUGCGCCUCCGUUGCGGGAUGCGCGCUUCAGCUUUCGUGGGCACCGUGUUGCCAUGCAUGAGGCGCAUGCAGUGCCUCUGCGGCGCGACUGCUCCGUCGCUUGCGAGUGCACCAAGGCGCUCCGGCAGGACCACCCCCCUCCGACGACGCGAGCGGAGGAACGCAUGUUUGCGAAGUCGACUCCCUUGAAACCUCCGGCGCCUGCCUCCUCUGACUGUGGGGCUUUUCGGGCGGACUUAGAUGCUGCUUUCCGUGCUGCACUCGGCUCGGGCAGGAGCAGGCUUUAUGCGGCUACUGAUGGCUCCAGCCAUCUAUCUGUCGGUGCUUAUGCGGUGGUGAUCGGUGAUCCGUCUUGUGUCUAUGCCAUGGGCACUGGGGCCGAGGAUCAAUCCCCGUAUCGGCAAGAAGUUCUGGCCCUCCACGCGGCCUUUGCUUCGGUCCACCGGGUGUGGAGUGAGGGCUGCGUGCCGUGCCUCUUUAUCUUGACCGACUGCAAAGCUGCCCUCACGGCCAUCUCGGGUCAAGGUGAUGAUCCAUUCACGUUGGGUCUCUUGCUGAGGGACGUGCGCCGUCUCUGGAAGGAGCUGGAGAGGCGGGGCUGUGCUAUCUCCUUGAUUUGGGUGCCGUCACAUAAUAAGCACCCCCGCUGGAGGCCUUCGCCGGAUCAUGAUGCGGAUGUGCUCCGCGCCUUUAACCAUGCUGCAGAUCAGGCGGCGGGCAACUGCAUGCAAAACAGGCUCAUGGGCUCUCUAAGGGAGCGAUGGCAUCAGCAGUGUGAUCAGGCUCGGGAUUGGGAGCUUGCCACCAUCCGGAUCGCGGCAGCUGCUGCCGAGAAGCUGGAUAAACAUGUGAAAAGCGUUCCUCUCGAUGAUGCUGAGCCGGAAGGGGCCAGGCCCUGA